AUGCCGGUUCCGAUAAUCGAGGCUUGCCGGAAGAGGAAGAGGGAGCCGAAACUGUAUAAUCUGCAACGAUUCGGACAAGAGGAGUUUCCGAUUAGCCGGAAUGGAACUUUCCGGGAUAACAUUAGGGGUUUUCUCCGGGAAUUCGCGGAGGUUGAAGAGUACUGCAUCCGUGGGAUGCCUGUAUGGUGUACGCUUCUCAGCCACGAGACGAAGAACUCUGUGAUUCCGCUUUACACAGUCGAAGAAGACGUCGUUAGAUCGAGGUUUAAUCAAUCGUAUUUGGUGCACAGGUUUAAUCAAUCGUAUUUGGUGUUUGGGGAAGAAUUGGGAUGGAGUAAUCACUUUGUAUCGAGAAGGAAAUACCAUUUCAUAAUACCGAUAGAUACUGAGUGGAAUAUGCGUUUACAAGAUGUUGUUCUUGAUCUACAAACUCACCUUUUACAUGGAAUGAUUCACACUAAUGGGUUUGGUCAUUUGAUCUGCGUCAACGGUCUCGAAGGAGGAUCUACAUACUUGUGCGGAAGAGAGCUCGUCGACCUUUGGGACCGGAUAUGCACUAACCUCGGAGCAAGGAUGAUAACAGUUGAGGAUUUGACUAACAAGAGAUCUCUGGAUCUUCGGUUGUUAUAUGGGGUUGCGUAUGGAUACUCGUGGUUUGGGAGGUGGGGAUACAAGUUCUGCCGUGGAAGCUACGGUGUGACCAAGAAUGAUUACGAGAAUGCUAUAGAGCUUCUUGGUUCACUUGAGAUUGAUCAGAUUGAGUUUGACUUCAGUGAGCAUAAACAAUUCAAAGAGAUGAAGAACAUUUUCAGGCAUUACAGAGAAAUGAGUGAAGGGUAUUUGAAGACAUUGAGAGAUCUCUUGCGGUUUAUGCUUAUCACCAAGUCUCAUGCUCCUCCUAAGCGUCACGAAACAGAUUGUACUUGA
Thlaspi arvense is the source of this 927-nucleotide messenger RNA. NCBI's taxonomy places the organism in Eukaryota, Viridiplantae, Streptophyta, Magnoliopsida, Brassicales, Brassicaceae. The record is from the annotation of a GenBank genome assembly.